UUAAGGUACUUACCUGACAUAUGUACUUUAGGAUUUCAAUCUCGUUGGUAUUAGACUCGACCGGAAGUUCAAAACGCGCGGGAACCAGAUGUUAUGCUACAUCCGGUUUCCCAUGAACUUAUCAGUUUUCUUUCUCGGCGGCUUGAAAGAUAGUCGUGUAUUACGUGCUCGUAAUUUCUGCCGUUUGAGAUGGCAGAAGAAAAUAGAAACGGAGAUAUUUCUCCGGUGGAAGAAGAUACUUUGGAGGAUUCCUCUCGUGAAGGGCAGAAGCCACCUUCAUCUUCGUCUGUAGUUACGAAGAAAAAGAGGAAGUCGAGGUCCAAGUAUUCGGAGUUAGAAGAUAAGUGGAACACAAAGUUCGGAAACUUAAAUAGUAAGUUAGAUAGCAUGUUUGACUUGUUAAAGGGUGAACUAACAGCUAGACAUGUACAGACAAGUACCGCAAAUGGUGACAAUAUAAAUACGUCUGAUAAUUCACUGUCACAAAGACAGUCCAGUUCAACUUCAAGUCUGUCACAAAGACAGACGAGUAAAAGUCAGUCACAAAGACCGACACUUAGGUCUAGAGAUUCAGAUAAUGAAUCAGCUGAUGAUCGUGAUGAUGUAAUGUCUUUGCAACCAGGUCAAAACGAAGUUUUGGGUUCAGGGACAGAGUCUGACAAUGAAGGCUCUAAUGAUGAACAGUUGUCAAGUAAAGCAAAGAAAUGUUUAUUUGAUAUUUUUGGUGAGGAUGCCAUUGCCAAGAAAACAGAGAAAAAAAUUGGCAUUACAAUGGACGAUUCUCAAAAAGAGGUUCUAAUGGGUCACUGGCGUGCACUCAAACCUAAUUUAGUAUCAGCAUUUGCUGAAGAAACUAAAGAACUAUUUCCUGUUGAUGAGGAAACAGAAAAAUUCCUUCAGGUACCAACUUUAGAUGAUUUCAUUGGAAAUUGUUUAGUUAAAAGACAUGGCAGUAAAGCAUCUUUUUCUAAAGGAAAAAAUUUAUGCUCCCAACCUUACAAAAUGCUUGAGAAAAUAGCAUAUAGAGGACAGCAAGCAAGUUUCAUGGGUAUUGUCAUUUGCAUGUAUAUGCAACAGAGUCUUGGUAAUUUAUUAGAAUUAUUAUCUGAUGAGACGCCUAACAUUGAUAAAGCUAUUCAACAAGUAAGGGACAUUUUUGCUAUGUCCACGAAAGAGUUGGAUCAAGCUGGUAGAGCAGGUGCGUUUCACCAUAUUUUGAGACGUCAAAUGUGUAUGACUGAUACAUCCAUGUUUCUACUUCAUGAUUCUAGAGACAUUUCAGAUUUGCCUCUGACUGGAGAAGGUGUUUUUGGGGAUAACUUAGUUUCUGCUUUAAAAGCUAGAAAAGACAAAGAUAAAACUCUUGAUGAUUUGUUGCCUGAUAUUUUCCCAAAAGACAGGAAAAGGAAAACACCUUCAACAGAGGAUUCUAGUAAAGCUAAAAAGGCUAAAAUAGAGAAAUCAGAUCAAAACAAAGACAAGUCAUCUGAGAAUUUUCGUAUCCCAAAACUGUCUUCCAACACAGGACCUAGAAAGUUCACCAAAAAGACAGAGGAUGGAAAAUUCUCCAAACCAGAUACUGGUUACAAGAAGACUCCCUUUCCGGCUAGAGGAGGGAAGUCCUUUAGAAAAUGACAAGGAUGAAGAAUGAGUUCUUCCUCGGCGAGU
This is a messenger RNA of Mytilus trossulus (common blue mussel), 1668 nucleotides long. RefSeq lists its product as uncharacterized. The record is from RefSeq and is a predicted model, not a curated record. Bases 190 to 1635 code for a protein of 481 amino acids. Lineage: Eukaryota; Metazoa; Mollusca; Bivalvia; Mytilida; Mytilidae. The transcript is spliced from 2 exons.